Molecule: messenger RNA, 6742 nt
Organism: Diorhabda sublineata
Lineage: Eukaryota; Metazoa; Arthropoda; Insecta; Coleoptera; Chrysomelidae
Gene: ArfGAP1
Product: ADP-ribosylation factor GTPase-activating protein 1
Exons: 9
Coding region: 189-1514 (441 amino acids)
Biological process (GO): regulation of endocytosis; regulation of ARF protein signal transduction
Cellular component (GO): Golgi membrane
Molecular function (GO): GTPase activator activity
Source: RefSeq, a predicted model, not a curated record
CUUUCUAAUAUCAAGAAGAAGAAGAAGAUUAAAAAGGAGGGUUAAUUAACGUUGACACGUAGAGGAAUUAUUCUCUUAUUGGAAACUAAAAGUUUCAUAUUUUUAGUCAGUCAAUGAAAAUCAUUAUCAUAUUGCUUUCCGUCUCAAUGAAAUUUUGUAUGUAAAUACUAAAUUCUUAGAAAAUUGUAAUGGCCAGUCCAAGAACACGUCGUGUUUUACAAGAAUUAAAGCCCAAUAAUGAGAAUAACAAAUGUUUUGAAUGUGGCACCCUCAAUCCCCAAUGGGUAUCUGUCACAUACGGAAUAUGGAUUUGUUUAGAAUGUUCAGGUAAACAUAGAGGACUUGGAGUACAUUUAUCUUUUGUGCGCUCGGUCACAAUGGAUAAAUGGAAAGAUAUAGAACUGGAAAAGAUGAAAGUUGGAGGCAACAGAAAUGCCAGGAUAUUCUUUGAAGCACAGCCAGAUUGGGAUGAAGAUAUGACUCUUCAACAAAAGUACAAUACUAAAGCUGCAGCAUUAUAUAGAGACAAAAUUUCUACAUUAGCUCAACACCAGCCGUGGGAUGAAAAGAAAUCACCAGCUCAAAAUUACACAAGUAGCUUAAUUGGAAUUAAUUAUUCUCAACAAUCUAGCUCUAAGUCGAAUUACAGUUCUGUUAAUUCUUAUCCAUCCUCAUCUUAUGAUUAUGAAAGUAGUUAUCAAAAUAUGAAUUCUCAAGAUAUUAAAGACCACAAAGAAGCCUUUUUUUCACGAAAACAGAUGGAGAAUGCUACAAGACCAAGUGAUCUUCCACCAAGUCAAGGUGGUAAAUAUAGUGGAUUUGGUUACACAAUGGAACCUCCCCCAAGGAGCCAAUCCCAAGAAUUCGUCGAUACAGCUAUAUCUUCUUUAGCCAGUGGAUGGUCUUUUCUAUCAUCUUCAGCAACAAAAUUAGCAAGCAAAGCAUCAGAAAAUGCAGUUAAAUAUGGAGGAUUGGCAAGUCAGAAGGUAGUUGAAGUUAGUUCUCAUGUAGGGGAAAAGGUUAGAGAAGGAACUCUAUUAAAUGAAGUUGGUUGCCAAGUUUCUAGUUUAGCAAAUAAGAUGGGCGAAUUAGGUAGGAAAGGAUGGAAAGAAGUUAGCAAUUUAGGUAAUGAAAACAACAGUGGUGGUGGUUAUGGUCAAGUUGCUGGUAAUAAUUAUUCACCUAGUGAAAAAUCUUCUUUGUACAGUCAAGGAAAUGGUUACGUUAGAGAAGAAGAUUGGAGUUAUGCUAGCCAACAAGGUUCUAAGGCGUCAAGUCCCAAAUCUCCCAAUCAAAAUUGGGAUGGCGAAUGGACGGGUUAUCAGAAUGAAGAUCAUGAUAGUUAUCAGUCAGAUUUGAAAAAUUAUUCUUCUAACAGUGCUACUAUAUCACCUGUAGAAGAAAAAUGUGUCAGAAGUAGUAAAAAAGAUAAAAAAACGAAAGAAAAUGAGAUUACAAAUAAUUGGACAGAUAAAUGGGGAGAUGAUGAAUUGUGGGAAAGUUUGAAUAAAUAAAAAUUAUGGUGGGGAUAGCUUAUAACAAUUUCACUAGAGUAUGAUGAAUUAACUCCCAUGCCAGGAAUUUUCUCGAGAUAUUCUAAAAAAUUUUAUUACAAUAUAUUUAGACAGUUUUCAACAUUUUGAUUGAUUCAUCUAUAACACAUGUCAACACAAAAUGUGACUUUGACUCCAAUAUAUAAAAUUUCGAUAGUUUAGGUCGUAAUUAUGCAAAAACAAUUAUAUAACAUACAAUAGUUUGCUUUUGUAUUUAAGACACUGACUAAACGAUUAUUUUUCAAAAUUUGUGGUUUUAAUGUUUAAUUGAAGAUAAAAACAUUCAAAUAAAUAUAUUUGUAAUUUUUAUCAAGCUUUACUAUCAAAAUAGCAAAAAACUGAAAAACACUUGAAAAGUAUACACUUUCACUUUUUCAUUUAUUGGCUUUUAUAACGCUGUUCAGAGUUCAUAAUGCCUUGAUGAAAACGUUCUCCUUGUUCUUUUGAAUAUGGUUCCAUAUAAUUUUUAAGUUAUUCUAAUUUGUGGACCAACAAAAACGAUAGCUUCAACCUUUGCUUCUGAUAACUUGGAAAAAAAAAUUUUUCAAGUAUGCAGAAGUUAUACGUUUUGUUUUCAGACACAAAAUUCUUUUCUUACUGGCCAUGACCAGUAUAGUGCUUAGCAUCCGCCAAGUUAUCCCAUAAGCAUAGGUAACAAGGAUACUUUAUACAUCCACACUGUAGUCCUAUAAAAAAUCCAAUCAGCUGCUAGUCUUGUCAUAAUUUACUGAUUUAAGCAAAAUUUUAACACUUUCAUAAUUUUCUUUUAAAUGUAUUGAAUCAGCAAUUGGAAGAGAUGGGAAUUUAUUUCCGUUGUGCAAUAAAACAGCUUUAAAGCUUUUUGUACAGCUGUCAAUGAAUAAACGCCAUUCGUUAGGAAUACAAGGUAUGCCAAUUUCUUCGAACAUACCUUUUAUGUCGUUACAAAAACAAAGUCAAUCUUGUUUGAUAAAAAACGUUGAGAACGUUUAAUGCCUAGUUCGCUGAUCUGUGAUAUUUACAUCAGCAAAUAAAUCCCGCCGUUUUAAAAGCUCCACUUUAUUUUUUGUCAAAUUCAAGUCGUUAAAAUCUUCUGUAGUUAUAAAAUGUUGUUUUGGUGGUUCUGAUGUAGGUUAAAAUUCCAGAAUUACUACUGUUAGAACUAAGAGAUGAGCUACUUUUUUUAGUGCUCACCUUCUAAACAUCUUCAACAAUAACUACAAGCAAUAUGUGGAGCCCAUGAUGUCUUGAUUCCAAACAGGACAGUCAAAAUAUGCUUCGUAGGCUUCACAGAGAACGUGAGAUGUCUUUAAUUCAUAUUUUAUGUCUUGAACUUUAAUAAAUUGACCACGUAUAAAACAAAAUGUACAUUUCAUUUAUACCUUUGCGAUCACAUUUUCUAGACAUGCAUAAAACAUCUGAUCGUUGUUUAACACUCGAGAGCCAUCUGGAGGCACCCUACUCUGAUCUCGCAAUAUUUUUAAAUAUAUUAUAACUAAUUGAAAUUAAAAAAAAUAUUGAAAAUGAGUAUUAUUUCUAUAACUUUCACAAAAGCAAACUUUUUGUAUAUAAUUAACCGAAAAAUCAUAAUAUAAACUUGAAGACAUAGAACGAAUUUUUUUUGUUGGGUUGUGUAAUUAAUGUUUUAAUCAGAAUUAAGUUGGAACUUCUGGAACGGUUGUUGACAUUCAUAUUGUUUACUGUCAGUACAACAACGCUUGUUAUUAUACUGUCUGAAUCGCGUUUGAUAACCAAACAUAGAGUGAACUAAACUAAAAGAAUCAAUCAGGAUAUACUUACAUGUAGCAGUGUUUUCUCUAAUUAUAUCAAAUUCUAACAUAUUUUCAAGUACUAAUUUCUCUAAAAUUUCAUUCCACUCACGAAUUUUAUUGUUAAAAAUUUAGACUUUAAUUCUUAGAUGAAAUCAUCUACCUUUGCUCCAGUUGUAUUAUUUCUAUCAAAAAUAUUCACAUACCUAUAAAAAUUCUGAUAAAGAUAUGAAAUUUUGUUCCACGGGAGAAGGGUAGUUGGCAAGGAAAAUUUAAUAUCUAUCUAGAACAUAUAAAGUUUUAAUUUACCUUCAGUCUCUAAAGACGAUAACUUUCAAAACAUUAUGAAACAGUUUAAUUGUGAAUGGUGGUGUACUGACAGUGAACCGAGUGUUCAGUAUUAAUAAAAAUAUUAAAGUAUUGAACUACUUUGAAACAUGGUUGAGAAAAGUAUGACCUUUGGAAGCCUAUAACAACAAAAAGGACAUACAACAAAAUUGAUUGUUAAAUUCUAGGAAUAUUCUCGGAUAUCGAUUCUUGAAUGUUUUAGGCUUAAAGAAUUUGUUGUUUUUAAACAAUUAUUUCCAACUUAUUUAAUAUUUUAGUAAUUGAACAAAGUGAAAAAUAUAAAUAAUUUUGUAUCAUAUCAUGAUAAUCUUAACGGAAAGGGUAUUAGUCUAAUUCACAAGUUGAAAAUUGUGUGAGAAAGAGUUUCAAUUUUUAAAACUAUUUGAAUUAUUUAAUUUAACUCCAAUUUAGGAAUGCGGUAUCUGAUGUUAUUAUGUUCCGUAAAAUAGUAUUAAAUAAAUAUUAACUUAAAUGCUAUUGUUGAUUGUUGACAGCAUUUUACAGGAUCCAUGACUACAUUGAAGAUCAUAAAAACUUAUUCUAAUAUUGUAACCAAUAAAGAAAAAAAAAUUUUUUUUUAGUAACAAUAGCUUGGACACAUUCCGAAUGUAUUCUGAAUAUGUUAUGGAUGUGUCAAAUGCGCAUGCUUUGUUCAGAAUAUGUUCUGAACAUACAUUCCUCCACGAACGAUUUAUGAACAAUAAAGUUAUAAUUUGAAUUCAAAACUAACUAGGAGAAUAAAAUGGCCGAAAGUUUAUUCUUAAUAUUUGUAAGUAUAAAGUCAACCACCACGUUUUUUAAAUACAAUUACGUAGAAAACCACCUAGGUUAGAGGUUAUUUCGUGGUAAAUAUAACAAAAAGGAUGAAUGCACAUGCGCCAGAACAUAAGAAACAAUAUAAAUAAUUGAGAUAGAGUUUCAGAAGAAAAAUUCUUUUAUUGGAGAUUUCUUCUUCAAGUAUUUUCUCUUAAAAGUUCUUAUUUGUUAAUUUAUUUUAGGAACUAAAAAACUGUCUUAAUACGUUUUUUUUAUAAAUCAUUUUAGAUGAAAUGAAAUAUCGUACAUUUUUUCAUAUUCUUCAUUAUAUUUUUCACGGUUUUCAACUUGUAAUGUAGACUAUAUUGUUAUUUCUAGUUUUUUGGAUCCUAUAGUGUAUCUACGACUGUCUUCACCAUCUGUACUAAUUUCUUAUAGUUUUCAAGUAUAAACCAUUGUUUGCAGUAAAUAUUCAGUGAACCUUAACACAUAGGCCCGCUGAGAAACUUACCAAGGGAACCACAAUGGAAACAUAGGUCCUCUAGUGAAACCCUCAAUUUUGUUCCAGGAAUACAGACGUCGUUGUAAAAUAAAAUUACAUUACAACUACUGCUAUUGUUCUUAUGAAUAUAAUUAUCACCUUAGGUUGAGCUUACCUUUAUUCUAUUCCAAAAAACAAUUCAUGGAAGCUAAUUUGUUAUUGUUUAGUCUAAAAUUUAUUCAAUGAAAAAAACUUUACAUUACAUCAAGUUUAUCAAUUUUUAUUAAACUUGUCAAAGCAAGUCAAACAGAACUGUGGUUCUUCAUUACAGUCCCUACAAAAUGUUACCACUUUUUUAACCUGGUUUUUCGAUAUUUCGUUGUUCUUGGAUUGUUUCGAAAUCAAAUUUCAUGUGAUGGCAAUGUAUCGCCACUGAAUAUUGAAAGGUUCCAUUUCUUCAUCUCCAGAAGUAGUGGUAAUAAUAGCAGAGGUUGACGGUUUAGAAAACGUCGUUUUUUCCUGUCUUUUAUGGCUGUAUUUGAACCUCUAUGUUCUGAGGACGAAGAUAAAGGAUCUUCAUUGACGAUAAAAUCGGGAUCAUCUGAUAAAUUAUCUACCGAUACAAUAUUCCAUGAAAAAUUUUUACAAAAAAACUGAAUUUCGAUAACGCACUAAAAUGUACUACUAAGUAAUAUCUGAUUGCAGCUUUUGAAUGGAAAAGCAAUGUUUGGUCAACAGGAAAAUAUUAACAGAAAUGACUUGGUCGUCAAAGUGUUCAAUUUUGUGAUCUUUAACUAUAUUUUAAAAAUUGAAGCGAAGAUAUAGAACUUUUUUAAUUGCAAAAUCUAUACUCUCAAGUGAUUAUUUUUCUAAUUUUUUUCUUGUAAAGUACCUCAACAUUUUGCACGUUUCUUCUGGUUCUUGCUUUGAAACAUGUAUUUGGAUGGUAUCUGUUUAUCCAAUUGUUGGACCCAAGCUUCCAAUAGAGCACUGGAGAUAGAUCUAGCCAAACUAUUCACAUCAUUAUUUACAGUACUAUUAUUAAUUAUAGAAAUAUUUGGGCGUGAAAUGUAUAUUUUUAAGGUACAUAAAAAUGAGAAAAUUUUCCAUAUAUUAGUGAAAAAUUGUACAAACCAAUAAUUGACCGACUUAUCAAUUCUAAAUGAUGGCUACGUAGCUAGGUCUUGCUUAAGUUAUUUUUCUUUUUAAUUUUCAAUUCUCAAUAAUAGCAUAAAUGAAUUUCUUUGAAUUCAUGAGGUACCCAAAUAUCAAGCUUCUUAACUAGUCCAAGACAUUUUAAAUAUUUUUCAACUGUUGUGUGAGAUACAAGUAGCCUCUUCGCAACCUCUCUUCAAUUAUUACUUUGAUUUGGUCAUCAUCAACUUCGGUAGUUCGACCAGAACGUUGCUCAUCUUUGAGGGAGUUCAAGCUGGAACACCACAACAUAUUAUUGGACAUGUUCAAUAGUAUUUUGUCAGGUAUAUCAAUUAUUGUGUAAUCAACCACUAGAAAAAUAAAAUUCACUGUUCAUUUUUUAUAUGAAAUGCCAGGGUGUCUGUGUACCUACCGGACACUACACAGCACGCGUUAAAUCAUUUUCUGUAUUAAAACACCAGUUUGAAACUGUACAUAAACAUGAUUGAUGGCUUGUGAGGUUUUUUAAUCAACAUAGAUAUAUGACAGCCUUGGAUAUAAAUAUACCAUGUACAUUAGUAAUUAAAUAUGGAAUUGUAAUUGGUGAAUAGUGUACAUUACAUAUGAUUACAUUAUUAGAUGUUUGAAAUUUAGUGAUUAUUUAUAUAAUUCAAUGUCCGUAUCUUCCAUGUUGCAUUAACAAUUAAAACUAUUUAAUUGAA